UGUGGUAGUCUGUUUUCCACCGAGUUUGAGAUUGAAGCCAUCAUGAGCAUCCCAGUGGUGGAUUUUGGCUCAUGCAGCCUCGACGUGGACGAUAUUUCCCGCGUGGAUCUGCACGAACUGAGCACGGAGUUUAAAAAUGCUUUUACACAAGUGGGAUUUGUUUUCUUGGAGAACACGGGCAUCACGCAAGAAGAGGUGAAGAGUGUCAUGGACGCUUCAUUGAGGUUUUUCAGGCAGCCAGACCAUCUGAAGCAACCAUUCAGAAGGAAUACCUUCCCAAAUUGUAUCGUCCACGGCUGGCUACCUCUGGGAUCGGAAAGGGUGGAUAUAGAAAAACCAGAAGAUAUAAAAGAGGCGUUCAACAUGACUUCAAUCAACCCCAGCAUAAAAUGGUCUUCUCUGGAAGGAUUCCAGGAGAGCCAGACAACCUUUUACUACCGCUGCAAAGAGCUGAGUCUGCGCAUUUUGAGGGUUAUUGCCCACAGUCUGGAUGUGGACCCCGAAGUCUUUCUGAGUGCCCACUGCCACCUUGACACUGAUCAGAACCUGACAACGCUGCGUUCGCUGUACUAUCCACCGGUAAACAGCAGGCUUGCCAAGGAGGGUCAGCUGAGAUGUGGACAGCAUUCCGACUAUGGGAGCAUGACCCUGUUAUUCCAGGAUUCACAAGGGCUGCAGGUGCGCCGACGUUCUGGUGAGUUUAUUAUGGUUCCGUGCAUUCCAGGGGCAGUUCUCGUCAACAUAGCAGACAUGAUGCAACGUUGGACAAGUGACCGUUUUGUAUCUGCGGUCCACAAAGUUGAGCUGCCCAUGGCCGAUGACUCCAGUACACGACAAUCCCUGGCUUUCUUCCUUAUGCCUGACGACGAUGCCAUGAUCAGCUGCGUGGACGGGUCAAACAAGUACCCACCGAUUAGGGCUGGCGACUACUAUGCUGAGCGCCUUGCCCAUAUUUACGUUGACAAAGAUUCAUGAUGUAAUUGAAAGUCAUUUGGAACACAAUGUGAAUUCAAAAUCACUUUCUUCCCUGUAGAAAAUUGGGGGAAUCUAUUAUUUUAUUUUUGUAAAUGAAAACAUAUACCGGUAGAUGUAUUAAAUCUCCAUACUAUAAUUUCUUCUCCGUAAUACAUGAUUUUUUUUCCCUUUUAAAGCAACACUAGGUAAGGUUUUUUUUUUUGUGUGUUUUUUUUUUAACUUGUCCUGUUAAGCUGUUUGACACGGAGAAUGGAAGUCUAAGUGUCCGGUUGGUCUGAACAGUUUUAAUGUUUCACAUUGAGAGUAUGACAUACUCACAUUGUGAUCAUUAAACAUACCUCGUUUAUAAUGACAAAGCAGCGAACAGGAAGGGGUUAUGAUGGAACAGAAGCAAAGAAACACAAAAAAAAGAAAAAAGAAACACAACAACAAGAAAUACAUUGAACACCUACACUAACAAUGAAUAUGUUGGUGCUAUCGUCAGCCAAAUGUAUUUCCGGUUGACACCAUGUGGGGGGCCUGUUGACCAGGGAAAGAAGGGGAGGCGGGUGGGGGAGUCUAUAGGAUAUGUGAUUGGGAGGGGUGGAGUAUACACAAAUCAGCCCUGUGAUCUAGAAAUCAGUAAUCGUGUGAAUCCCUUGUGUGUGUAAGCCUGUCGGCAACCGACCCUACGCCAUCUCAUUGCCAUUCCCGGCACCGGGGCUCCCACCGGAGCGCGCCCUAUCACAUCCAAACUCGCGAUAGCCACGCAGAUGGGCAAAGACGCCGUGUGGGUGCCACCCCAGGACCACGGCUCUCACCCAGCCAGCCGUGCAGCCCAUCCCUCCUCCCGCAGCCCAGCAAAGGAGCCAUCCAACCGGCUUUCAGGGAUGGGAAGAGGGGACGCACCACCAACCCCAUGACUACCCCCACCACCGUCCGCCCACCCGGCCCAUGAGCCACUGCCGCAGUCCCCCAACAGGCACGACACGCCGCGGGACCCCAACAGCCCACCAAGCCCAGGGCAGGGCAGGUCCCAGCCGACACACCGGCGUCCAGCCAGCGACCCUUGACGGAGCGCAGGGUGGAUACCCAGGUAGAGUAGAGAGGGGAAGGCGGAAGCAGGAGAACGCCGAGGAGCCACCGCAGGGCGAAGCGAGAUUGGAGCCCCGACCUCCCCCACUCCCGUGGCCUGCAGCAGGCAGAGGGGAGGCCACUCUCCGGGAGCCAAGCCACAGAGAAAAAGUGUGGGAUCCACCUACCACUCUAUUACUGUGGCUGCCAGGUCCCCUGCUGCCAGCCAUUACCCAGCACCGUGAUGGGAUUGUCACCCUUCCUUUUGACCGAAGUCACUUGACCAAAAUACAAGUUUCUAUUUAAAAAAAAAAAAAAAAAAAAGUGACCGUUUUUCAGCCAUCAGUAUUCAAAAAUCAAAACUGGGACAUCCCUUGUUCAUAGUCAAUUCACCUCUGCUCAUGCUCAUCGACUUCCAUCUCUUUUCCACAUCUGCCAGCACUCUGCUGCUCUACUUCAUCAGAGCAGAACAGAAACAGAUUUAUCACUGUAACUGUUAUACAAUUAAUCAGUGUUUCUCAACUGGUAGGUUGUGAAAGUGGUUUAUGUUGCCUCAGUAGGUUACCUAGCUUACCUCUCUCAUUCCUCCUUUCUGAUUUAUCCUUGCUGUGAGCAAAUAACUAGCAAGUAGCUAGUGUUACCCUUUUUGGCUGAAAUAACUUCAGUUAGACGCUAUUUGCAGCCAUCUACUUUGACAUCGGUGUGAAGAAAGUUUGCCCCACUCCUCAACGCAGAAUACUUUCAACAGAGACUGAAUGUUGAAGUGAGAGAAAACUUCAUGGUGAGAUCAAAGGAGCUGUCUGAGGCCUUCAGAAAGAAGAUUGUACAGUAGAUGCUUAUGAGCCUGGUAAGGGAUUUCAAAAGAUCUCAAAAGAAUAUAAAAUCAGCCAUUCCACUGUUCUUAAAAUGGUCAACAAACAAAUGGAGGACAUUUAAAAAAACUGCCAACAUGCCCAGGUCUGGCCGUCCAACCAACUUCACCCAGAGAGCAGACCGCAAGAUGCUAAAAGAAGACUCCAAAAACCCUAAAAUAUCAUCACGGGACCUACAGCAGGCUCUUGCUUCUGUUGAUGUGACAGUGCAUGCCUUUACAAUCAGAAAGAGACUACACAAAUUUAACAUUCAUGGGAGGUGUGCAAGGAGGAAACCCUUGCUGUCCAAGAAGAACACGAAGGCCAGACUGAAGUUUGCCAGAGUGAAUGUAGCCAAAGACCAGGACUUCUGAAAUAAAGUUCUUUGGACAGAUUAAUCUAAAAUUGAAUUAUUUGGACACCAGAAAAUAGGACAUGUUUGGCAUAAACCCAAUACAGCAUUCCAGAAAUACAACCUCAUACCAACUGUGAAGCAUGGAGGUGCGAGUGUCAUGGUUUGAGGAUGCUUUGCUACAGCAGGACCUGGCCAGCUCAACAUCAUGGAAUCCUUCUGCGCUGAGGAGUGGGGCAAACUUUCUUCAGACCAAUGUAAAAGACUGGGAGAUGGCUACAAAAAGCUUCUCACUGAAGUUAUUUAAGUCAAAAGGGGGAACACCAGCUAUUGGUUGAGCGUCCUAACUUUUUCCUCAGUUAGGAUAUGCAUUUUUGUUUAAAUAUUUGGUUUAAUGAUUAAAACAAUGUUCAUUUUUGUUGUUUACCUGUAAUUAAAUUACUUUCUUUUACGGAGAUAAAGAAAACAAGAUCAGACAUUGAUCUGUAAACAUUUCCUAAUAAAGAACUGAAUAUUU
Corythoichthys intestinalis (scribbled pipefish) is the source of this 3748-nucleotide messenger RNA. RefSeq lists its product as uncharacterized. Gene Ontology annotation, molecular function: 2-oxoglutarate-dependent dioxygenase activity. NCBI's taxonomy places the organism in Eukaryota, Metazoa, Chordata, Actinopteri, Syngnathiformes, Syngnathidae. The coding region runs from base 43 to 975 and encodes 310 amino acids. The transcript is spliced from 7 exons. The record is from RefSeq and is a predicted model, not a curated record.